This is a messenger RNA of Chara braunii, 5735 nucleotides long. Lineage: Eukaryota; Viridiplantae; Streptophyta; Charophyceae; Charales; Characeae. The record is from the annotation of a GenBank genome assembly.
CGAAAGAGAACAGAGUAGUGGGUGAGGGAAGUCGGACGAAAGGGGAGAGUGGAAACGGAGAGGUCUAGAGAGGGAGAACGAGAUGGCAACGUCGGCCAAGACUCAGCCUCUGCAGGAGAGGGAGGUAGAGCCUCCGGGGGAUUUGAACCUCACAGACUAUGAAGCGAUGCGGCGGGUCCGUAAGGCGGCGUUGACCUGUGCUUUCGUGGAUGACCCGACGGCUUACCCUCAACGGGUCAAUGGGGAAUGCACGUUGUGGAUCAACGAGAAAGUAGCUAAGGCGCAAAUCACUUAUCUGCGGGCGCAUGUCAUCUUGAUGUGCUUUGACGGCCCUUUGAAGGAUCUCGCCCCGAAGACGAAAAUGAACUGGGUCAAAGAGUGGGAAGCAACGAGUUGGUCGGACAAGGGCCAAGGCGGGGCACUCGGGGCGAUUGACUCUGGAAGGCAACACGGCGGCUUUCUACUGGGCGCCGACGGCGGACCUGAGGAACUGGCUAAUCUACGAGAAGCAUCGGGAGGCCAUUACGAGUCCUUCUUUGGAGCGGUCAAAAAGGAGCAAGGCAAGUGGAUGAUAGACGCAGAAGGGAAGGAAUCCGUCCGCUUCGACUUGCACCCACCACUGAAGAGCCAAGCCCUGGAGCGCUUCGCAGUGGCACAGGCAUACUAUGGGCGUCCGGAGGUGAGAUGUGUCACAAGUGAAACACCAUGGUGCGAGCAUUGCCAUCGGCACGGCCAUUUGGCGGGAGCCACCAGGUGCCUCACCCUCGCAGAGACGAAGGAGGAGAUGACCAGCCGAGAGGAGCGCCUAAGGAGUGAUCUGGGACUGCCGGAAGACGAGCACGCGGAGAUCGAAGCAUGGGCCCACUAUGAUAGAGAGUUUGACCAGAUCAUCUUCGCCGAGAUCCUCAUGAACGACAGCCUGGGGGAUGUUAAGGAGGUGGGGAACAUGCCCUUCCUCCCGAGGCACCAAGCCCCGCAGCCUCGAGAAGCCGAUACACAACUAUCCCAUCGGAGCCAGCUCGUGGGGCAAUCUCGACGGGCCCAGCAAGAACCUAAGAUGCAGGGAAGGGGCGAGACACCGGACGCUGUGAUGCCCGAUGGCGCCGGACAGCCGCAAGUACAGGAAGAGAGACCCCGAGGACAGGAGCAGAGCGGUCAGGAUAAAGGCCUAAUGGAGGAGCAUCAUCCAGCCUGCGGACGGGGGGCUGGGGGGCAAGAAGAUACGGAUCGAAGACAGCGGGUCCAGAAGGAGAGGGAGAGGGUAGAGGUCGGAGUGCAGGAGACAAAGGACCAAUUGGCGACUGGCAGUGAACAACACCAGCCCGGUGUCGAGGAGAAGGUUGUGGCAGAGACAGGAUGGAGGGCCAUGGAAGUCGAUACAGAAGGAGAGCAGGCAGGGGCGGGACAACAUAGGGAAGGCGAGAGAAGUCGGGGAAACGCCUCGCAAGGCCAUCAUCAACAACCGCCACCCUCGGAAGGCGAGGGACGCGACAACCAGAAUGGAAGAAUGGACGAUGGAACCCUAGAGAGAAAGGGGAAGACGGCGAUGCCAUUGCAAGGCGGGAAGAAAGGUGGUUGGUUGUUGGACUGUUUGGAAUCUUUGUUAGAAAGCGAGGAACGAGACCUGAAGGCGGAUGCGAAAGGAGGGGGAGACACGCACGGCCAAAGCCGACAACCCGGACCCCCAGAGAGGGGGGGGGGUCAGGCUUAUAGUAGAAGGGACGACAGGGGAACUAAGGAAAAGAAGGAGAGUCAGGCAAAACCGCUCUGCGAGACGAAGAAAGGCGGCUGGCUAUUGGAGUGCUCGGGAUCUAUGCUGGAGGAGGCACCGAAGGGAGCCACGGAACAGAUACCAGCGAAGGACGAGGAAUUACACAGGAAUAAGCCGGGAAAGGAACCCCAGCAGGGUGGGUUGGGUAAAAAGAGGGGUAGAGCAAGGCGGAAGACGAGGAGGAUGGGGGCAUCAGACCAAGACGUGAGCUCAUCAGACGCGGAAAUGGCUAUAUGCCAGAAGCCCCUUCUGGACCCCCCGAGGGAGAAACCCCCCCCUUCUGUCCCCCCCCUUCCUGUCUCCCCCUUGCUGCCUCCUGUCCCGGCCCCUUUGGGUGAACUGCACGAUGGAAGUACCUCUCCCCGGGCUGGGGCGGCACGGCCUGCCGGUGGGGAGAAAUUUAGUGAGGAGAUGAGCCCACCGCAGCCGGGCACGAGGUGGACUAAUCCUCUCGUUUUGAGUAGCUCGACUUCUUUGUCCCUCCCCCCUCCCCCCCACCCUGACCCUGCGCGGCGAAGAUUAGACGAGAUAGAGCAAAUUCAGGUGGAUGAGAUGGAACUCAUGGAAUACCAAAGGGUUGAGGAGGAGGAGGAGAAUCCGGGACCGAUCCAGCAAGAGGAAGAAAAUCAGGUGUUCAAUGACAUUCACGUCAGGAGAAUGUUGCUACUAGAUGGGAAGUUUGACGAGCUUCGAGCGCAAGGCCGACUCCGAAUUGUUCCUGUGAUACUCCGUCUUUGGGACAUCAAGCUUCAGAUCUUGCUGUGUCGACCAAAAGACGAUGAGCACACCCCAACCAUCCCAUUCCUCAAGUUUGCAAGACAUCCUUCCAUGCAGCAGGCGAUUGUAAUGGCGGAAAAAUGGCUCGGCAACGACUGCGACGUCUUGCCAAUGAAGGGCGUGUCGGCGAUCCGGCUGCUUUUGAAGUCAGACUCGGAGGAUAGCUUGGGGGCAUAUUGCUUUCUGCUCCGAGCAGAGUCCCGGAAACACGUAGCCCAAGUGGCGGACCCCCUGUUUUGUUGGAACGACCUCGAGCCGCUAACGUUGGCAUUGCCAAAUCCGGAAGGGCUGCCAAAUCCGGAAGAGACUUCAACCACCUACAAGGAAACGUCCUCGUUUCUGAAGGCAUGGCGGGACCUGGCCCCACUUGAGCUUAAACCACCGGAGUCGACAGACCAGAUUCUCCAGCAGCCUUUGUUUGGCAACCCGCUGAUUCGGGACAGCAACGACGAACAGUUUCCAUGGGCAGGCCCCAGAGGCGCGUUCGGCAAAGCCUGGCUCAAAGUCGGGGUGGCGAGAAUAGCAGACCUCUGGGACUUACAGACCAAGGACUGGCAGCAGGAGGCGGCGCUGCUUAAGCAGCUGGAUGGCCAAACGCAUAAGAAGGAACGGCUACACCGCAUCAAGCAGGCGAUCUCGGGGAUAUGGGUGGACGCUCUCAGAACGAUGCAGAGUUUUGACAGGGAAUGGGUGACGCUCAGAUCUGAAGACCCGGUCCGCCUGCUAUUCCAGAUCACGACCCAGGCCCUGGAGCGCUUCUCAAUGGCCCAAGCGUACUACGGUCGACCUGAGAUAAGAUGUGUUACUAGUGAGACGCUGUGGUGCGAAAACUGCCACAAACAUGGCCAUCUGGCGGAAGCGGGAAGAUGCCUGACGCAGGCGGAAACCAAGGAAGAAAUGAAUUACCGAGAACACCGUCUUAAGAACGACCCUGGCCUGCCGGAGGAUGAGCAUACGGAGAUUGCGGCGUGGGCGCACUUCGAAAGCGAAUACGAUCAGAUAAUCUUCGCUGAAAUUACCAUGAACGACAACCUUGGGGAUCUGAAGGAGGUGGGGAAUGUAGCCCUCGUACCAAGCCAGAAGAAAGUGCCUCAUCUGGAGAUACGAGCGGGGGCGGGACACGUGGAACGGCAAUCGAAGGCUGGACAGAAGUCACCGCAGCCGAAGCAAGCACAGAGGAGAGAGGACAUGCCGAAACGGGCGCUGGGGCAGGCGCCCCAACCAGCAGUAGAAAGGAAGGGUGUGGAGGACAGGCGACAGGAACCUUCCCCGCAGGACGAGGAUCGAAGCGCCAAACCGCAAAGUUGGAAAGGCGAGAGGGAGGAACCGCCGAAAGAAGAAUGGGCCAAAGGGCUGGAACGGCGGCACCGCGCAACAAUUGGAAUGGUCGCUGACGAAGCGCCAGGAGCAGUAAGCCGGCAAACAGCGGAACUAGGAGACGGAGAAACUUACAGACGCCGGGAGAACGCAAAGACAGCAGGAAAGAGUGAUAUGGAGAUAGACCUGAGAGGGCAAGAAGAGGAGAGUGGACUAAAACAAUCGGGAGUACAGCAGCAAACCCUGGACGAAAACCGAGAGGUCAAGAGCAAAGAGAGGAGGGCAGAAGACCCGACUACUCCGCAAGGCCUGCUGUCUGGGAGGGCAAAGGCACCAGGGAUAAGCGAUAUGGAGGUAGAUCUCAGAGGGCAAGAAGAGGAGAUUGGACCAAAGCAGCUGGGAGUACAGCAGCUAACCCUGGGCGAAAAUCAUGAGGUCAACGGCAAACGAUUGAAAGAGAGGAGGGCUGAUGACCUGACUACUGUGCAAGGACUGACGAUCGGGAGGAGCAACCGACCAGGGAGUGGCGACGGAGACAAGAACCAGCAGAGGAUGGCGGGCCGGAGGACACAAGGGGGAUGGUGUUCAGGAUCUGUUCAAGAGGCAAGGCGAUCGGAGGAAGACCUCCUGAGGACCUCCGAAAAACAGAUGGUGGAGAAAGACAAAGAAAUCGAGUCGCUCUGGGACGCCAGCAUGGAAGAACCACAAUUUUCGUUGGUGGGGAAAAAGAGAAGCAGGGCACGGAAAAAGACGAGGGUGGCUCUUUCUGGAGCGUCGGCACAGGAAACGAGUGCAUCGGAAACGGAAAACCUAAAGCGUCAGAGACCCCUCCUGAGCACGCCAAUCAACCAACCUCACACACCCACAGCUACGAAGACGCCAGAGCAACAGACCAAUGUGGGGCCCGAAGAACAGGCGGAUCCGGAUCCCGGCACGGCAUGGGCCAACCCCCUUGUCCUCAGCAGCUCUGCCUCCCUCUCGCUUCACCCCAUCCAGCCUCGGGCACAACAAGGACUGAAGGAGAUUGAUCAACUGCAGCUGGACGAGAUGGAACUCAUGGAAUUCCAGAGGGUGGAGGAGGAGGAGGAGAACCCGGGACAGAUACAACAAGCAGAAGAGAAUCGAGCAUUCAACGAUAUACAUGUGCAACGCAUGCUGGUGCUGGACGGCAGGUUUGACGAGCUUCGACAGCAAGACCGCCUCCGAAUUGUCCCCCUUGUACUGCGUAUAUGGGAGGCCAAGCUCCAGAUAUUGUUGCGCCAAGCGCAAAAGGAGACCAGACUGCCGACCAUCCCGUUCCUCAAAUUCGUCGGCCACCCCUCCAUUCAAAAGGCGAUGGCAAUGGCGGAGAAAUGGCUUGGCCCGGACUGUGACGUGCUGCCCAUGAAGGGCGUGUCAGCGAUCCGACUGCUAUUACGACCAGAAACUGGGGAGAGCCUUGGAGCAUAUUGCUUUAUGCUCCGAGCGGAAUCACAGAACCAUGUGGCCCAAGCUGCAGCCCCCCGGUUGGAAUGGGCAGAUUUGGAGCCUCUCACGGUAGACCUUCCGAAUACGGACGAAACUUCCACCACGCAUGAAGAGACAAUUGGUAUCCUCGCCCUCCUCAACAAACGACUUCCCGAGAACAAGAGAUUCACGCACGCAUCAUUCAUCACGGACCCCGAAACAUGGCUUCGGGGACCGCGGCAGGGAGGAAGGCAAUCGUCUCACACAAUUCGCUACGGGAACACCAGUCUCUCUCGUCUGCGCGGUAAGGCGGCUAGACUGUGAAGGUAAGGCGGCUGGAUUGUGAAGCUAAGGCGGCUGGACUGUGACUGAUCCACAUGAGAACGCUGGCGGGAACACCACUGCGUAUUGAGCCAACGGCUCU